Molecule: messenger RNA, 393 nt
Organism: Blepharisma stoltei
Lineage: Eukaryota; Ciliophora; Heterotrichea; Heterotrichida; Blepharismidae
Source: the annotation of a GenBank genome assembly
AUGGUAUCAGCUUUAGAAUUCUAUACCUAUGGAUUGAUAAUUUAUAUCCCUACUGCUUUUAUCCUUUCAUUUCUAUUUUCGCUUUGCAAGGCAUCAGCCCGAGUUGAAGAACCAGUGAUUGUUGAAGAAGUUAAAGAAAACCCUAAAGAAAAAAUUCCUAAGGGCAAAAAAGGAAAAAUUAUCCCACCCGGGAAAGUAGCGUUAUGCAAGUGUUGUAAUAGAUACCUCACAACUGAUCCAAAACUCGUCAGCCAUGAAGAAGGUCAAAAGCAUAAACAAAAAGCUGCUGGAUUUCCAUUUAAAGGAGAAUGGUAUUCUAUUGUAGAUGAAGAAAAAAUGAAGCAAGCACAAGCUCCUCAGCCAAAAGCAGCCGAUAAUAAAAAAUCUAGAUAA